GGAAGAAUUAGGUUUUGGGGUUCUUUAAAUUAAGGGGAAAUGUUCAGGGUAAACAUUAAAUGACACAACUACCCUCACAUGACCUGCACGUGGUUAAAUUUAACUGGGAAAACAAACUGGGUUAGGCUCAAAAGCAGCACAUGUAUCGGAUUCAACAACACUCAAUUGCACCUACAUCAUGUUAGGUCUAGAUUUCACACAUUGAAAGUUCCUGAUUGUUCUUCCACUCCUUUGCACUUUCAAUUUCAAUCUCAGCUGAAACAUGAUCAAAUCACACAGUGUCUGCAACUCCGGUGUGUGCGUAGCGACGAUCCUCAUGGGUUAUCAGAUCCUCCUAGCAGCUCUAUAGAGCAAGAAGGUUCAGGGGAAUACAAUGAAAGUCAAGGGAAGUCAUCCUCAUCAUCAGAGAUAUUGCAAAAGCUUAGAAGAUAUGGUAUUUCAGGGAUACUGUCGUAUGGGUUACUGAACACUGCUUAUUAUCUAACUGCCUUUCUAGUAGCAUGGUUCUACAUAGCACCAGCACCUGCGAAAAUGGGUUAUUGGGCAGCUGUUAAAAGAUUUGUGAAAUUGAUGGCUAUGGUCUGGGCUGGAAGCCAAGUAACUAAACUUGUGAGACUUGGAGGGGCUUUGGCACUUGCACCUGUAGUUGAUAAAGGUUUGACCUGGUUCAUGGCCAAAUUCAAAUUCAAAUCACAAGCAACGGCCUUCACAGUGAUCGUCGGGUGCUGUUUUGGGCUUGCUGCUGUGAUGUUUCUUGUUGUAACAUUGCUUUCCGCGUAAACCUUAAUCGUUCCUACUUACCUUCAAGGACCACCUUCAUUGCUCUAGCGUUUUCGUCUGGGAUUUUGAAUCUUUACAAGGGUAUUUAUGUCUUUUCCUUUUUCAUAAUGAGUAAGUAUGUAUGUUUGUCUUUCCACUUAAACAAAUAAAACAGAAGGGAUUUAACUUAACUUUAGCUUUAUGAAAGUCUUUGGAAAUCA
Helianthus annuus (common sunflower) is the source of this 980-nucleotide messenger RNA. RefSeq lists its product as uncharacterized. The record is from RefSeq and is a predicted model, not a curated record. Lineage: Eukaryota; Viridiplantae; Streptophyta; Magnoliopsida; Asterales; Asteraceae. The transcript has 10 exons. Bases 79 to 780 code for a protein of 233 amino acids.